Molecule: messenger RNA, 2127 nt
Organism: Recurvomyces mirabilis
Lineage: Eukaryota; Fungi; Ascomycota; Dothideomycetes; Mycosphaerellales; Teratosphaeriaceae
Exons: 2
Coding region: 1-2127 (708 amino acids)
Source: RefSeq, a predicted model, not a curated record
AUGUGUCGAUCAACGAAAGACAAUAACGGGUAUGUCAAUUUGGCAACCGUCGUGAGCCUCAGAGAGUCCGAACCCGAACUGGAAGAAGACAAGGAAGAUGUCUUGCCGCCUUUGAGAUGUGUCAACGGGGCAGAUCCAUCGUGCACCCCACCCGCUCCGGACGAUCUCGAAGUAGUGGACUCGAGGGUGUCCAUCUCGCUACUCCCAGAAGAGCACUGCUCGAGUGAGCAUUACGAUGGCUGGCUAGCGUACCACGAGAAGUCUUCGCCGGCGAUAAGUCCUAUGCCUCAGCCUAGAAUGUCGUCUGCUCAUUUACCGAUUGAGGCUGGUAGUACUGUGAGGUCCGUCAAGAACUUCUCAUCGCCUAUACGACCUCGAGCCAAAACUCCCGCGCCACCAACGCCAAUCCCAGGCUCUGCUGUGUCCAUGGCAGACUCAUAUCGCAGUGACCUCACGAACCAUCUCGCCGUCCGAUCAUUGGAGACGGGCGCAGCAUUGAGCAGUCAUCCAGUUCGACAAACGGAGACGCUGACUGCUCUGCCUCAGAUCUCGUUGCCCAAAGAAGAGUUCCCAGUCAAGCACCCGGCUCCAGGACGUGAGGUAGAGAUCAAGCAUCCAUCUCCCCGACGCUUUGCCAGCCAUCCGGUCUUGUUGCAAAGAGCCUCGAGUAUCGCAUCUUCACUCUACCCUCGCAGCUUCUCCGAUAGUCCUGGCCCUCCACCUCCACGAAGUCCACUAAGGUUACGUCAGGAUCCUCGUACGAUCGAAAGCAUCAUCGCCACGCACAACAUCACGCACGUCCGUGAAAGCACACCAAGGAUCGCACCUAUGAUUGAGCCUGUGCUAGAGUACAACGAUGUCCUCGAGUCUAUGAAGCCUUGUGUCGUGACGGAAUGUACCGGACCGAUCAAACGUCCUCGAUCUCGAGGCGAGAAGAGCAGCAUGAUGAUUCAGAGAGCACAUCCAAUCUCACGCAGAGAGCGAGAGGAUCGUAUCAAGAGCCGGAAGCUUCGUGACAAGCCAACACUGGAGCGUGCGAUUGACACCCUUGUCCACACAAGCAGCCAGGCUCCCGCCAAGCGAUUGCGGAAAGCACGACCACAGAUCAAUAUUCCAGACUUGCAUGUUGCUCCUCUAGUCACUCGAGCUUCCUCAUCGGCUUCCAGCAAUGCCAGCUGGAAGAAGAUCUCAGAGUGCACACGCUCACCCGUCUCACCAGUCCCUUCGCAGGGCACACCAACAAGCAGUGGUGAGAAGACUGGCUAUACGCCAAUUUCACCCACUGCGUCCAACGAAAGUGCAAUGACAGCUUUGACGCGCAUGGCACUCAGCCCAGUCAUGCUCGUCGCCGAGGAGAUACCGCUGCAGAAGUCCAGACCGACGCCCAAGCCAGCCCGUCUGAUCGUCAAAGAUAGCAAGUUGUACGCACCCCGACCACGGUCAGCAUCGAUCCCACACAAUUCACUGAAGCGACAAAGUCGAGCCAGUGGCCCACCAUCCGGAGUUCAGACACCCGUCACCCAGACAUCUCGGCCAAACAGCCCAAGCCAGGCAGGCAAAGACGACACGCCUCCGCUGCCUUCUCCACCACCCAACAGAGCUCUGCCACCGACGCCGCCGGCAUCAGGCUCAGAGCGUUCAGCCAAGAUGUGCAAGAAGGACCUGCCGACGCUUCCAGCCUACGAGAUUCUGUCAAAAGACAGUACGCCACCCAAUCGAAUCGACCACGUUGCCACGCAAGCCCAAAGAAAAAGCGUCUCAUCCAAGGAGUCCUCGAAUAGCAAACCCAGCAACGGUAAAGACACCAGCAAGUUCGAUGCACGCCUCGCCGCGCUGGAGAAACAGAACGCCAUGCUCUCGGCCGCCCUGAUGGCCGUCCUUCGCACCAACGGCACCUUGAAUAGUCCUCUUGCUGCUAUCGCGCCUGUGAGCGAGGAGCCGGAGAGUCCAAAGCAGAUGCAGUGGGAGACCAGGAUUGCGCGACGUAGUGCUGCGAGUCAGCAGCACUCGUCUUCGUUGGACGCGAGUGCUGGUGCCUGUCAUGCGGCAAGUAGUAGUGAGGGAAGUGCGUUGGAGAUGUAUAUCGCGACACGGAGAGGGAGCAGGCAUGGAUGUGGUGGCGGGUGA